UCAAGAACAAGCAGAGUUUUGUACCGUUGCCAUCCAUAUUAAAUAUAGGAUCUUAACUGGAUUGUCAUAUAUCGAAAUACAACAAAGAAAUGAUCUACUUGGAUAUAGAAAUAGAUAUAUUUUAGGGGUGUUACACAAAAACAAACGAGGACACGAUGUUUAGGGAAGCUGUGUGUAACAGACCGGAUGUUCAAUAUGAUAAACGCGCUAAAGAAACGGAAGCCGGGAUGUAAAACGCUAGGGGAAAAUGAAGCGUGAAAAAAAUUAUUAUUCUGAAAAUACAACGUAUAUUUAUUCGGUCGAUAAGUGGCGGUCGGGAGCCGAUACCCUCUUCGUAAAGAUAUCACUUAAUGAAAUAUAACGUUGGAAAUAACCCGUCGGAGAACAGGAAACUCCAGUUAACGUUAGCGCGAGACAAGAAUAACCUGAAAUUGUGUACAGGCAGCUACCACAAGGAAAACUUUAACUCCCAUGAUUUUUCAAGAAAAAGAAAUGGACACAGUAUCAAGUGGGACCGGGGUCUUCUACCAGGUGAUGCCUGCUGUUGGAGAUGACGGAAAGAACAUUAUGAAGCUAAUUCCUGUACAAAUGGUUAAUGGGCACUUUGUCCAAACUCAAAUAAGCAAACCCAAAAUGGAUUCUGAACCACGAAAAGCUUUAUCUCUAAACAUUGCACAGUCACCUGUUCAGAUGGUCAGUACAUCAAAUUUGACGGCCACAGCCCCUCAGCAAAUUGUCAGAACCCCAACCCAUUUAUUUAUGAAUGUCUCAUCCAACCAAACUGUAGCUACCAGGAACUUUGCUAAUUUUCCGAUUAAAAAUCCACUACCAGAUCAAACUGUGAACCAAAUGACAAAAGUUCCUCAUACUGCACCAUUGUCAAAGUUAGUAAGACAUCCUGAUCAGCUCCCAAUAACUGUGAAAUCCACAGCACUCUCAAGAGGAGAGUAUGUCCCCAGGCAGAAUUUUAGUCUACCAAGUAACUCCUCUGCAGUCUCAGGCCAACUGACUGCAUAUGUGUCUCCUGUGACCGCUUUAGGUUCACAUGUCACACCACCAUCCAAUUCAGCAUGUCAUUCCCUCAAACAAAUUUCUGCAGCAGAAAAUAAACCAAUAUGUGAGCCUACAUUGCCAAAAAGGUCAAAACCACAUUUGAAGUUAAUCCAAAAGAUUUCCCAAAGGCCAAACAGUCCUAUAAAGUGGGUAAUUGAAGAAGAAAACACUACAGUCCUCCCAAGUCUUGACCCUCUUAAUUUGCCUUCUAUCACCUCUGAGAUUCUUCAAACUGUUGCGAAAAAAGAAAACAAGAACCUGCACUCCAAAACCAUCAUGUACAACAGGAAGAUCUUUUUUAUUGCCAAAAAGUGCAAUCUGCCAUUUAAAAUUAGAGAAGAGACGGACAUGUCACCCCCCAAAAAUUCAGAGUUCAAUGAAAUCAGCGUACCCUCAAAUGAUCAUCAAAUGAAAGAGUCCAACAGCAUUCAACAAGAUUCAAAUGAAGUCAUUGACCUUUGUGAUGAUGAUCCUCAUGAGGAAUUGCUUCAUACUGCCACCAUGAGUUUUCCAGAUGAAGAUAAUGUGAUAUUUGUGUCAUAUAUACCACCCAAAUCCAAGUCUGGGUCAAGUGAAGACUUAGCCAACCCCCCUGCUGAAAAGGAAACCACCCAGAUGGGCAUGACAGGUUCUGACUGUGUGACAGGUGAAAAAAACUGUGCUGCCCCCCGCAGAAAAGUUAUAGCUGACACAGACACAAAUUCUACUAAUAUACAUGGCUCCUCAGCAGUGACCAUAAAUGGUGACAUUGCCUCACACAAGGACUGCAAGCAGAGCAUGAACCACACCAGCAGAUACAAUGAAACCGAGAUGGAAACCCUCAGCAUCAAGAACUCAACAAAUCCCACACCAUAUUUGACAUAUCCACCUAAACCCUGUCAUAUGUCUGACCAUGUUCUGAGGCAGGCUUUUGGAAUAAUAGCUGAUGUGAAAAUUUGCUUACAAAGGAUACAUGUGAACCCAGCCAGGACUUCAGAGAGAAAAUCUGGGCACAUACAUGUUCAGAAAGGAAUAAAUAGAUUAAAGGGGAGAGAGGACAACUGCAGUGACCUGGACAUGUGCGUGGAUGUUGCACCAGACCAGACCUCUCCACAUCUACACAUAGAAAUCAGCCAUAACGAAUGUUCCCAUGACAGACUAAAGACAGACACACACGUUACUAUCAACAAGAGCUCCACUGGUCAAAAUUCACACGUAGGAAUAUUGGGUGAUCUUGAAAAGGAUCCAGGAAUUUGUUACAUGGAACCAUUAGAUGAAGACCUCCCCAGCACUGAUGUGAAAGACAUUCCUAGGACCCAAACCUAUACCAAUCUCAAUACAAAACUCAGCAGAGUGGGGAGGACAAGGAAGCGUACAGUGUGUCUCUGUUGUACUCCCAGCAGUCUGGAUCCGACAGUGAAGUCCAGCACAAAGCUAGGAGGACCAGGCAAGCAUGGAAGACUUAGCUUCUCUGCACAAAAGGAUGAAAGGUGUCAACAAAGAUUCUUCGGUCGACAAAGACUUAAGUUUUAAGAUAAAACAAAUGCAACAACCACACUUGUGGUAGCUUAUCUCCAGUGGAUAUGGACACUGAAACAACUCAAACAGAUUGAAAGCCUCAAAAUGCUUGUCAAAGAGAAAGAGGCAGCUCGAGAAAAGAUGAGGAAAAGCUCAGGCCAAUUUGACUGAUGUUCAAAUUUGUUGUAAUGGUAUUGAAUGUUUGUUUUAAAUAUAUGGUUUAUGUUAUUCAUUGUAUACAGUAUAUAGUUAAUGUUGCCUUUUCCUUAAAGUGGGGAUAGACCAAUGACUCAUGACACAUUUUUAAGAUUAUCU
Sphaeramia orbicularis (orbiculate cardinalfish) is the source of this 2865-nucleotide messenger RNA. It is a transcript of the gene lrif1, whose product is annotated as ligand dependent nuclear receptor interacting factor 1. NCBI's taxonomy places the organism in Eukaryota, Metazoa, Chordata, Actinopteri, Kurtiformes, Apogonidae. Gene Ontology annotation, molecular function: nuclear retinoic acid receptor binding. Gene Ontology annotation, biological process: regulation of DNA-templated transcription. The record is from RefSeq and is a predicted model, not a curated record. Bases 472 to 2565 code for a protein of 697 amino acids. The transcript has 3 exons.